AUGGAGUUUUCUAAGUACCACGGUUUAGGGAAUAAUUUCAUAGUUGUGGAUAACAGAGAGAUGCGAAAUGAGUUAUCUGACGAAGCAUUAGUCGCCAGAUUGUGCGACUCUAAAGCUGGGAUUGGUGCGGACGGGUUGGUCGAGAUUCGUUCUUGUAAGAACACACAGCAUCCUUCCUGUGCUUUUGAGUUUGUCUACCAUCGUAGUAACGGACGAGUAGGAGGGUUUUGUGGGAACGGAGGACGUUGUGCUGUGAAGUUUGCAGUUCAGCUUGGCCUGGCGUCGACAGACGAGGACGUUACGUUCUGUGCGUACGACGGAGAACAUGUCGGCUAUGUGGAUGGUCAGUCUGGUCUGGUACACCUUAAGAUGACGGAUAUAGACCGGGGGAUUCAUAGAGUGGACAACAAUAAUUAUGAGAUUUAUACCGGCAGUUGUGCCUUAGUAACGUACGUCGACAACCUAGAAAGCGUUGACGUCCAACAGGACGGUGAUGAAACUCGGAAAUUAUAUGAUUUCAGACGAAAAGAGGCAUUUGUCAAGGUGUACGUCCGGACUUGUGGCAAAAACAACUGUGAAAUUUCCAUGCGAAGUUACGAGUGCGGCGUCAACGGUGAGACGCUAGCGUGUGGAACUGGCGCAGUUGGCGCUGCGCUUGUUACGGUAACUCGGCGGUCAGCGUUCACUGAACCGACGUCAGUGAAAGUUAACGUCGUUGUGCGUCUUGGGACACUGACGGUGACGGCCAGGCGAUUGGGUGAGAAGGACUUCUCAGACGUUUAUUUAAUUGGUCCUGCAUGUCAUGUGUUCGAUGGUGUGGUCCGUGAGAUCACCUGA
This is a messenger RNA of Liolophura sinensis, 837 nucleotides long. RefSeq names its product diaminopimelate epimerase-like. Gene Ontology annotation, molecular function: diaminopimelate epimerase activity. Bases 1 to 837 code for a protein of 278 amino acids. The transcript has a single exon. Gene Ontology annotation, cellular component: cytosol. NCBI's taxonomy places the organism in Eukaryota, Metazoa, Mollusca, Polyplacophora, Chitonida, Chitonidae. The record is from RefSeq and is a predicted model, not a curated record.